This is a messenger RNA of Nakaseomyces glabratus, 1092 nucleotides long. RefSeq names its product ditrans,polycis-polyprenyl diphosphate synthase (gene NUS1). Lineage: Eukaryota; Fungi; Ascomycota; Saccharomycetes; Saccharomycetales; Saccharomycetaceae. Gene Ontology annotation, molecular function: ditrans,polycis-polyprenyl diphosphate synthase [(2E,6E)-farnesyl diphosphate specific] activity. Gene Ontology annotation, cellular component: dehydrodolichyl diphosphate synthase complex; endoplasmic reticulum membrane. The record is from RefSeq and is a predicted model, not a curated record.
AUGGUAGAAAUUAGAGAUGACUUGGUCGAGGAUAUUGUUGAGUUAACCAGGCGGAUACCUAUCUUACAUAUAGAGGAAUCCGGGCCCUUACUGGUUGAUUUGGCACCAGAAAAGGAAUGCUUAACUAACGGGAGUGCCAACACCAAGAUCCGCUAUGCACAAGCUAUACUAGACUCAGUACUAACUGAAUUUGGCGGCGGCAAUAGCGGCAGCUCAUUCUAUGAGAUACAAGUGCCAGAUGGAGACGUUAAAAAGGGAAGGCUAAUUUUCAGACAGUUCAGUAAAUUAGAAAAAUUUGUAUAUAAGAUUCUUUUGGCUAUUAUUUUCUUUGUGUUUGGAAUGCUCAGGUAUGCACUAUAUCAGUACAAUCAAAUGAGGUUAUCUUUGUUGCAUCUGAUAUACAACCCAUCCAGGAUACCCCAUUUGAUAAGAAGGGAUACUUUACGAUUGAAAAAGAUGCCUACUAGAGUUGCCUUUAUAUUAGAAGCCAAACCUAUUGGACAGGUUGGGGGAGGACUCUAUGGUCUUUUGUCAAAUGCCGCAGAAGUGGUCUCCUGGAGUGUUUACGCUGGUGUCAAGGAAGUAAUCUUAUAUGAUAUGGAUGGUUAUUUUCAAAAAAAUAUAUUCCAUUUGGAGGAUGAAAUAUACAGUUCCUUAACGAACUAUUCCAGCAGAAAUAGCAUUCCCAAUUUCACGAUCUAUGUACCUCACAGCGGUAAAACAUAUAAGAGAUAUCACACGGGCAAUAACGAGUCCCGUGAACAUAUCUCCAUUACAGUUCUGUCUCACAUCGACGGUAGACCCACCGUGGUCAACGUUGUGAAAUCAAUAAUACAACUAUGUAAAGAAUCAAAGAUGUCUGUGGGCGAGAUAUCUAUGGAGUUAGUGAACUCUGUACUGACAAGAUUGGUAUGCGAUGAACCAGAUCUACUGGUGUACUUCGGCCCUACACUGGAUCUCCAGGGGUUCCCACCUUGGCAGAUUCGGCUCACCGAGCUGUUCUGGGAACAGGACAACAACCGAGUCUCUUACAGCGUCUUCAUUCGUGCUCUGAACCACUACUCCAAUUGCAAGAUAAACCUCGGCAAGUAA